Molecule: messenger RNA, 1456 nt
Organism: Spirometra erinaceieuropaei
Lineage: Eukaryota; Metazoa; Platyhelminthes; Cestoda; Diphyllobothriidea; Diphyllobothriidae
Source: the annotation of a GenBank genome assembly
AUGUUGCGACUUCCCUCGUUAACCCUGCUUCAGACGUUUAUGCUUCUGGUUGCUGUCUCUUUCGGCAAGUUUUCCGACUUCCGCAUCAGAUUGUCAUAUUUUGAACAAGCUGGAUGGGGUGUUGUCAUUGUCUCUAGAGAAAUAACUGAAGUAUAUUACUUUCAUAGUAAUGUCAGCAAACAUCUCAAUACUCCAGCAUUCUUCAUCGCCAACACUAACAAGCAAUUUAAUCAUCCUUGCUUUUUUAGCCUACAGAGACGAAACACCAACAUAUGAGCUCUGUAAAGAGCAAAAUAGACAUUGCAGACUUGUGCGCUACAGAGCUGAAGAUGAAACCAAGGGCGCAGGCUGUCGUGCCGCGUGUGGAAAACAACGAGGUCCGUCCUAGCCAAACGUAUUUACUCCUACUAUAUGUCAAUUUGGCCUGAUUUAUAUUAGUUCUCUUAAAUACUCCUACUCAUCCUUACCGGCGUUACAAAUUACAAAAUCUAAUCCUGACUUCAGGAGACCUAGACGAGAAAAUGACGGUGUACUUCUGCGAAGAAUACAACAAGCCUUGCAAACCGUACGAAGUGUACGGAAGAAGCGGAUACGCGAAGAACUUUGAGAGACACGCCAUGUGUGUUAGUCUGUGUCACUUUGUCGCACUAGGUAAAAUACCCUCAUGCCUUACAGUGUUUCGUUUUAUUUUCUCUGCUAGCAUUCCACGCCUUUUUAAAUGCCACGGAGGCGCUUCUACAAAGGCUCCUUUUAGUCUAAAAAAUUUUGUAUUCAUGACUCAUGUGCAAAUUAUUUUCGAUUUUUAGUUGAACAUAGCGCGGAAGACAAUUUCGAAAUGUGCUCGGAAACGAUGGAUCCAUGCCUUGAAAUAAGGCGUAUAAAUGGCACUUUUAAUGCCUUCAAUAAGUGCGCUUUUAAAUGCGAUGGGUGGCCAAAACGUGAGCUGUUAUUUUUUAACUGACAUAUUCAGUAGCAAGUCACAUAUAGCGUUUUGUCGAUGUUACAUGUUGGUUUUUUUCUUAAAGUGGAAAACAGCUUGGAGGACACAGCAAUCUUCUGUCCCAACGAAGGCAUUUGUGAAGAUGCCAAAUUCUUCAGCAAUUCAAAUGCUGGAAAUGCAUUCGCUGACCUAAAGAAAUGCUUCACAGACUGCAUGGCAGGUAAUUUACUCGGACGAUAGCAAAUAUUACUUGGAGUUUUAGGGAGAGGAAACACAGCAUUAUGUCCUUGAGUUAUUGGUCUCCUCAAUCAGUUGGCUGUACACACUAUAGUUAACCUACAACUGGUUACUCAUACCGUUUUAAUUUGGAGUUGACAGGAGCUUAGAAUGUGUGUCAUCAACGCUAUUUGUUGAAUGUCUCUAAAUGAUUUCUCUCAUGGAGUUUAUAGACGUAAAUGCUGUCGUACAGUCAAAAAUUAACUACUACAAAAUAUUUUUCUCUUCACUAUAGAAUGA